This is a messenger RNA of Effrenium voratum, 946 nucleotides long. NCBI's taxonomy places the organism in Eukaryota, Dinophyceae, Suessiales, Symbiodiniaceae. The record is from the annotation of a GenBank genome assembly.
GGCCCGGCUUGGGCCUCCUGGUGGAGAACGGCCCGCGCUUCGUGGCUGCCUGUGCCACGCUGCCCAGCUACGCCAGUGGCCGCUGCAUUUCCGAGCAGCGUCAGCAGAUGCAGGACAACUCGUUCUUCAACAGCGGCAUUGGAUCUGUUGAUUGGGUCCUGAAGCGGUGGUACCCCAACGCUUUGCGCAUCCGGAGCCCUUGGUUGCACAAACGUCACCCGGGCAUCCAGCGAGAGGCGUGGCUCUACAUCCCCGGGGAGGACCGGAAGAACGGCCAAAAAGCGGGCACAGGCAAGCUGAACUUGCCGCUGCGCAUCCAGAAAACCAUCGAGCUGCUGCAGAAGCAGGACGCAGACCUGCAGACCAUCAUCUUCGCCAACACCCCAGAAGCUUGCCUGGCCUUUGAGCGUGCUGCGAAGGAAGCUGACAUCCAGGUCGCCAAUGUCCAUGCAGGCGUCAGCUUCUCGGAGCGCAUCGAGGGCCUGAAGAAGUUCGGCCUGGGCGAGGUGCCAGCGAUGAUUUGCACUGACCUGGGCGCGCGCGGUCUGGACCUGCCCAUUUGCCAUCACGUCAUUCAGCUGGAGUUCGCCGGCAACACCAUCAGCUACCUGCACCGUGUCGGCCGUGCAACGAGAGCCGCGAACAAGUCUCAGGUGACCAACUUCUGGGGAGCUCCAGACAUUCCUGUCAAGGACUUGAUUAUGAAGGCUCCUGACAUGGGGCUCAGCGGGGACGUGGUCAGCCGCCGGGGCAAUCGAUGUCGUUUUAGUCGAAUCCGCAAGAGGCAACGCCGGAACGAGUUCGUCUUCAAGCGCACCCGUGAGGCUGCACGAGAGGCAAGAAGACGCACACAGAACAAGCAGAGUGACUGGGUUGCAAGCCAAGACGUCGUGCGCAGCGUUGGGAGCUGAAUGACUCCAAAAGGAAAGGAUUCAUGGCGGCGAGA